Molecule: messenger RNA, 4141 nt
Organism: Pseudogymnoascus verrucosus
Lineage: Eukaryota; Fungi; Ascomycota; Leotiomycetes; Thelebolales; Thelebolaceae
Exons: 1
Coding region: 923-4141 (1072 amino acids)
Source: RefSeq, a predicted model, not a curated record
GUUCUCCAUUUAUUCCUCUUCCUGCGGCCCUGCGUUUCCCCAGGAUAUCCCCACAAAAGGGUCAACCUGUGUCUCUGGCCCGUCUGGUUGGUGCUUCCUGCGUGGAUCAUUUUAGAUAUACUAUCCGUCUCUAGCUACCGCUACUCUACAGUACAUACAUACAUACUCCGUACUACAACCACAGAAGACAUGGACAUGGUCCGGACGACACACACAGACGCCCAUUGACCUGCUUCCCUCCCGCCCGACAAUUCCAAUAUAAUCUCCCCUCCACGUCCAAACCCUGGCCAAAAAAGCGUCGUCCUUGUUGUUGGUUACUCUACGAAAAACAAUAUUGCUUUGCUGCUUGCUUCCGCCCAGCUUCCACUACUUCUACCGCCUUUCUUCAUCCGUCGCGGCUGAGCUGAUGGACGCCGGGGAUCACACACUCCUCCUCCCUCCAACAAACCAGCCCAGUCCACUUUCUGCUUACUUCCACUAAUCUGUGCGCGCUCCCGCCCCUCCCAUCUCAAACCCAUUUCCCAAAAAUAUUUCCAGCGAGCGAGAGAGAGAGAGACAGACAGAAAAAGGAAACUCAAGAUCGUCGCACCCACGCACGCCUUAUCGUUCCUACCUUCCAAUGCUGGCACAUUCCUUCACGAGCUCUCGAGAUCCCCAAUAAUGCCGAGGCUGUCCCACACCUGUCUCUUGUGAGCAGCAUUAACUCGCAGGUCCAUCCUUGCACUCUGCCGUCCUAUCAACGCGAAGCCGGGGGCCUGAACCAGAACGCGGGCGAUUUCGCGACUACUGCCAGUAUAGUACAUACAUCCCACCUAUAUCCACGUGUGGACACCCCACCCCGUUUCUAGAAAAUCGACCGAUCCGAUUUCUGACUCUCUCUGUUUGCGACCGAACGGAGAGAUCACGACGAAAGCGAGGAAUCAUGGCCCUCAUCUUCGCCCCAACCACCGCGCCUAUGGGCGACUGGGCCGGCGUCUUCCAGCAGCCCAAACCGCCGCCCUCCUCCCCGCGCCCAUCCGACAUCAGCGACGCCACCAGCCUCACGCGCGUCGACUCCUCCCACUCCAGCGGCAGCAGAUCCGAGCAUCGCCAGUCCAAAUCGCUGCGCAACAUGUUCAGCAAGUCCUCCUCCAAGAAGCAGACCUACAACCCGCCGCCCAUCCCGGAGAUCGGCGCCCUCGCCGACCGCCUCCCGUACAACGACGGCCCGCGCCACCGCGUCGAGCUCACCCCGACCGAAUUGAGCGAUGAUAUCUCGAUUUCGCGGACGAGCACGAAUGGCGGCUCCAGCGUGUCGGAUGGUGCGUCCUUCAUCGAUUCGCCCACCGGCGCGCAUCCGCCCCAGAUGAGCGAGAAGCUCGCUAGGGUCUUCGGCACGAAACCCCCGCUCGCGGGGCCUAAAGCCGGGCGUAUGCAUCCGCAGGGCGAGGAAAAGCCUCCGUCGCGGAAGCGCGACAGCUUUCUAGCUGCGAUGCCGAAGCGCAGUCUCGAGCGGCCGCCGACGAGCGCGGGACCGCCUACCAUUUCCUUGCCGCUAGCAGCGCCGCCGGCGAAGUGGGAGCCGCCGCCUUUCUUUAAGGGGCUGUCGGGCGCGGUGAAGCAUGGGUCCUUGAUGACGUGCGGGGUAACUGCGAAUGCGGUGAUCUACCUGAGUACGCACGAUAAGGCCGGGAAGAAUGUGGCUGCCUUGGGCUUUGGGUCGGAUCCGGUGAAGGCGGAUAAGGCGAAGGAGAAGCAUCGGCAGCGGGUUGUUGAGACGCUGGGGAAGGCGGAGUGGAGUCGCAAGAUCUUCGUGUUGACGUCCGCGGGGUAUCUGUUGCAGUUCUCGUGUGAUGGGGCGUUUAAUAGGUUGCCGGAGCUGUCGAUUAGACUUAGCAGGCAUUCGGUGGCGUUUGCGAGCGAUGUGAUUCCGGGAAGACACUGGGUUAUCCAGAUCACCACCGUCUACGAUGGCCUCAGCGCCAUCACAGCGGGCGAGUUAUCCGCUACUCCCGCGCCGCCUGCUAAGCAGCGCCCGGGGUCUAAGUCUACAUACGUCAAGCCCAUCAAGCAAUUCCUACUCAUCUUGGAUAACGGCGAGGAUCUCGACACCUGGCUCACCGCCGUGCGCCACGAGAUCGACGUGCUAGGCGGCAAAGCAAGCAGCGAAACUCCCGCGACCAACAACCUGGAGUUAUCACGCAGCCCUCUCUCGGAAACAACGAACGCCUUUCCCAUCCCCUCUCCCGUCAACGAACCCCUUUACUCCCCGCACUCCGACGACACCAACGAUAACAAUGACCCCCUCCCCUGGGAAACAGAUGAGCGUACUGCCAAUCUCCCCCCUUGGCCCGCUGAUGAGCAAACCCCGCAACCAAGUCGCGCUACAAACACCCUUUCAUCGGUGCCGAGCACGAAAUCAAUCGAAGAGCACCUCCUCGAUUCGCUAAGGGAUAGUAACACGUACAGCCAACCCCGCUCCUCAGGCGGCCGCACAUUCUUCACCUCCCCCUCCGCCUCGCGCAACUCCUCACCUACCCGAUCCCCGAUUUACGAAUCCUUCCCCCCGGCUCACACAGCCGAGGAUGAGGAAGGGCGUUACGGAUUCGGUGAAUUCGGCCAACACCAACAACAACAGCAGCAGCAACACCACCAACAACAACGUCCCAACGCAGCCAACAUCCGCGAACGCCGCCAAAGCGCCCAAGGCGCCCGUCCACCCGCCCUCGACGCCAUAAUCGCAGCGACAACGACCCCCCCUCUCCCCCCCACAACACCACCCAACGACCCCUCCCAGCCUCCCCGCCGACCAUCGCGCCGCACGCCUCCUACAGCGGUGAAAACCCGUCUCUCAAUCGUAGAAGACCAGCCUUCGCCCGCGAUGCUGUCGGAUGAGUUGAUGGAUGAGAUUUCCGCUCCAGCAAUCAGCCCGAAAUCGAGGGCGAGGAGACAGAUGCAGAGGGGUGCGCCUGCUAUGCCUAUCCCGCCGCCGAGGAGUGGGAAGAGGACUAGUAGUUUGCCUAGUUCCCGGGGCGGGGCGGGUGGUGCGUCACUGCCGAUGUCUCAGGGGAUGGGGUCGAGCCCGACGGAGGGGGAGGGGGAGUCAGAUGAUGAAUUCCAAUUCCACCACUGGACAUCCCGACUCUCCCCCCCGCCGCGGGCUCACACGCCUACGUCGCCUUCUUUCGGUAUGGCUGAGCUCGCUCAGUCUUCCUCCUCCGAGCACAUCGCGGGUCUUGGGGCCCCGCCGCCACUACCCCUCUUCUCAUACCCGUUCCCCCCCUCCACCUCCUCCUCGCCCGCUCCCACCGAGGACCCGUCAUUCUCGGACCCGAGUCUGUCGCCGCGUCCGCUGGUGAUUGCACCACACACCGCGCGCGCGAACGCGAAGGCGCAGGCUGCGAGGGAUAAGAGGGUUUCUAUCAACGGCGCCCCAGGCGCUGGGAUCGGUCUCGGUCUUGGUGCCGGUGCCGGUCGGGAACGACGUACUUCGAUCGGUCGACCGGGUGAGGGGGGGAAGAGGAUAUCCAUCGCCCGCUCUAGCGGCAGCGGAGGCGCGGACGGUCGGGAGAAGAGGGACUCCAUAGUCGUAAUGCGCGAACGACGCGUCCCUCCCAAACCCCUCAAUAGUCGUGGUUUCAUCGCCGUCCCCACCGACGGUGGCGCGUCUGGGUAUACCGGUAGCGGCGGUGCAUCGUCCGCUCCAGGCGGUUAUGCAACCUACGGCGCCGGUGGAGGUGGAGGUGGUGGAUUCGCAUCCUACGGCGCCGGCGGAGGAGGCGGCUACGGCACCUACGGCGGCGUCGCAGGAGGCGUCACUACCGGCCGUGUCGUCAAGGCGGUAGAUCGAAUGGUUAUUCGCGAGCGUGGCGCUUCGAUUGGGAAUUCUUAUGGAGAGAGGAGCCCGACGGCGCUUAGGAGCCCGCCGGCGUUGAAAUCACCGACGUUCCCGAUUAUGAUGGCGCAGGGAGGUGGUGGGGAGAGACCGGUUACGAGGGAGGGGGGGGGGAGGCCGAAGAGUAGGAAGGGUGGGGAGGGAGGGGGAGGGGGUGCAGGGGAGGUGGUAGGACCGCCGCCCGCGCCGCCGCCUACGAGGGGGUUGCCGCCUGUGCCGCCUGGGGGUGCGGGGAGGGCGAGGGGGAUGUCGGGUGCGGGGAGGUGA